Molecule: messenger RNA, 959 nt
Organism: Phyllostomus discolor (pale spear-nosed bat)
Lineage: Eukaryota; Metazoa; Chordata; Mammalia; Chiroptera; Phyllostomidae
Gene: CLMB
Product: chromosome 12 C16orf74 homolog
Exons: 4
Coding region: 253-480 (75 amino acids)
Source: RefSeq, a predicted model, not a curated record
AAGGGGCCGGGAAGGGGCGGUUGGAGGCAGGCGCGCGCGCGGCAGCGGUCCGGAGCGCCGGCCGGGGCGAAACGGCCCCUAGCGCACUGCCGGGCCCGGGCCAUGACCCGCGCUGCUCUCUCUUGCAGGCUGGUUGCCGCGGCCACCCGAGCCCGGCUGCUGCCGCGGCCACUAGCGCCCGGGCGGGCCCCGAGCGCCCCGGGCAAGGCUCCGCAGUGAGCCCACCAGGAAGCGGCCCGCACCGGCGCCGCCAUGGGGCUGAAGCUGUCCUGUCUGAAAGGCUUUAAAAUGUGUGUCAGCAGCAGCAGCAGCCACGACGAGGCCCCCGUCCUGAACAACAAGCACCUGGACGUGCCCAACAUCAUCAUCACCCCCCCGACCCCCACGGGCGUGAUGCUGCCGAGGGACUCCAGGAGGACAGUCUGGCUGGAAGACACGGGGUCGUGUCCAGAGGAUGGAGAAAUAGACCCUGAAGCCUGAGAAGGAGGCACAGGUCAGGGAUUUGUUGGCUCCGGCUCCUGCUCUGGCCACCCCUCAUCUCACGCGUCCCCAAGGGGGUGUAGCCGUCUGGGACAGAUGUGCCGAGUGUGCUGGAUGGGAGAGUGAUUUCGGUACUUAACCAGGAGAAGCGUGGCGAGAUGAGCAGAGAACCAGCCCUGCAUGCUUCCAGAACGACGUUCCCCUGGCCCUAUUCAGUGGACGGACCUCUAAUGCCUACACGUUCUUGCUGACCCCAGGGCCGUGGCAACGGCCAUCAGGGUGCCAGGGGCGGCUUUCUUCUGGACAAACACGUGCCCAGCACCCUGGGCCAUGCAGUCGAUGCCCAGGAGAUCAGCACACACAAGAACUUCUUGCAAAGGAGUGGCUCCAUUUUUUACACAUCAUUUUACAGGUUUCGAAACAGUGCAAAAGUGAUUUAUAAUUUUUUUGCAUUGUAAAUAAAGAUCCUCUGGAAUGAA